This is a messenger RNA of Cicer arietinum (chickpea), 1935 nucleotides long. The record is from RefSeq and is a predicted model, not a curated record. Lineage: Eukaryota; Viridiplantae; Streptophyta; Magnoliopsida; Fabales; Fabaceae.
CAUCACCAAUAACUUUACGCCUCACCAAAGUUAUGCUAAAUAGGCAGCCGCAUGUGGUGGCGCGUCUAGAAUGUGACACAUUAGACUUAACUAACCGCCAUUUAUUUACCACAAUUUCAAAGCAGACGUUGCACUACCGCUAACCAUAUUUAUUACUUACUUUAUUCCGUUCGUUUCGCUUAGUGAUUCUUCUUCAAAUCAACCAACCCUUUGUCUCUUAUCUUACUUAUCUCUCUCUACCAGCCUCCAUUUCUAAGGCGAAAAAUGUGGCAUCGCUUAUCGUCAUCUAAACUCGACCUCAGAAAUUUUGGUUCAGGGUUAGGGUUACGUCUUCUUAGACGAUCGUUUUCUUCUGAGCCGGUGAAGAGGUUCGCUGCGUUGUGGGGAAACGGCGAUUUCGGCAGACUGGGUCUUGGCAAAUUGGAUUCUCAAUGGACUUCUGCUAUUUGCACCUCCUUCCACAACCAAAACCUUAAAGCCAUUGCUUGUGGCGGUGCUCACACUCUCUUCUUAACAGACAAUGGAUGUGUUUAUGCUACUGGUCUCAACGAUUUUGGACAGCUUGGUAUAUCGGAGAGUAAACACUACUCAGUUGUGCCACUUCAAGUUUUUGGCCUUGAGAAGAAAGUUGUGCAGAUCUCUGCUGGUUAUAAUCAUUCAAGUGCAAUAACAGUGGAUGGAGAACUAUACAUGUGGGGUAAAAAUACAACUGGGCAGCUUGGACUCGGAAAAAGGGCUCCCAAAACAAUUCCUUUGCCAACUAAAGUUGAAUACUUGGAUGGAAUCACCAUUAAAAUGGCAGCUCUGGGUUCUGAGCACUCAGUGGCUAUUAGUGAUGGAGGAGAGGCGUUUAGUUGGGGAAUGGGAGUGUCUGGUCGACUUGGUCAUGGCCAUGAGUCAAGCGUACUAGGAUUCUUCAAAAGCUACAGUGAGUACACCCCAAGGCUUAUAAAGGAUCUUGAAGGAAUCAAGGUAAACUAUGUAGCUGCUGGGAUGCUAAACUCGGCUUGUACGGAUGAAAAUGGUUCUGUUUUUAUAUUUGGGGAGAAAGGGAUUGACAAAUUACGCUUGAAGGAGACUAGUAAUGCAACAAAACCAUUGUUGGUCAGUGAACUUCCAUACGCUGAAGAAGUUGCUUGUGGUGGCUAUCAUACCUGUGUCUUGACAAAUUCUGGUGAGCUUUAUACUUGGGGUUCAAAUGAAAAUGGUUGCCUUGGCAUAGGGUCCUCAUAUGCCAUUCAUCAACCUGAAAAGAUUCAAGAGCCAUUCUUGGAGUCUUCUGUUGUUCAAGUUUCUUGUGGUUGGAAGCAUACAGCAGCCAUUUGUGGAGGAAGAAUCUUCACAUGGGGUUGGGGAGGUUCCAAUGGAACUUUCUCUGAUGAUGGACAUUCUUCGGGUGGACAAUUGGAAAAGUUAGUAGGAUGCUUAAGUAAUCGUAGUUGGUGAUGCAAUCAUAUAAAGCCUAUAUAAUCUUAAUUGUCACCCUACGGUUGAUGCUUUUGUAGCAUCAUAAUUGAAAAAGAUUCCGCGUCUCUGUUGGUAUAGGGUGUAGUAUGGAUAUUCUCAUUUUGCAAUACGCCAAUGAAUGCAUUGUAUCCGUCAAGCAUGAUGCAUAUGGGAAUGGGAAUCCAUGCAACGUGGUACGGCAGUGAGAUAGUUUUCAAAAUUGAACAUUGCAGAUCAUCUUUAUGCUCUGGAUGGCAACUAGCAAGAUAUAGAGAAGGAUUAAAUUGUAGUAUGACAGUAGUCAGAAAUGACCAUCACCCUGUUUUUUCGCAGCAGCACCUACUAUUACUUCCCAACUAUUUAAAAAAAAUAAAAUUACGUAUUCUACAUUCAUUGCAGUGGUCCUGUAAUUCAGCUUUGUUUAGUCCAGUUUUUGUCCUUCAGCAAGUGUGCAAUAAAUUACUGUUGUGAUUAUACUUUUAAAAAUAA